Messenger RNA from Anastrepha ludens (Mexican fruit fly), 2105 nucleotides. RefSeq names its product zinc finger protein 397. The record is from RefSeq and is a predicted model, not a curated record. NCBI's taxonomy places the organism in Eukaryota, Metazoa, Arthropoda, Insecta, Diptera, Tephritidae. The transcript is spliced from 3 exons. Bases 1 to 2058 code for a protein of 685 amino acids.
AUGGGCUUCAAGCAUACGAUGUUGCAACGCAUACAAAACUAUGAAGUGUGCCCCGCGAAAUCGGUGACCAGCAGCAAUAGUUCAGAAUCGGGUGAUGAACAAACGCAGCAUACCGCUCACGUCACCGACUUCAGUAUCAGUCGUAUACUGGGCGAUGAUGCUCAGUUGAAAAGUGCUUCGAAAAAUUACAAGGACUUUGCCAAAACUCCGACGAUCAGCGCCAAGUCUAAUACUACCGCACCCGGCCUAUCAACUUCGUCGACCACCGAUAUUCUGGACCUCUCAAAAUCCUCGCCUAUCGUAGAACAGUUGCCAACAGUCAACAUGCCACGCCAACCCGCUUAUCCCACACCCACCUACCAUAGUCUCCACUCAGACUUCUUAGCCGUCGCUGCAGCCGCAAAUGCCACUAAAUUUUAUGCGCAAUUUUUUCCUCAUAUGUUUCCUACCUACGCGGUGGCUAACUUCAAUGCGCCUACACCAACACCUUACCAAAAACGCUACUUUGCACCGUACGUCAUCAACUCAGUGCCUGCGAGUCCCUCAACUACCGCUCAGCCCGGCAGCUCUCGAUUUUUAAGUUUGCCGAACCCUUGCAGUGCGCCCAUAUCGUCUUCACCGCCUAAAAAUGUCUAUCCACGCGCGAGUUGUACAGAUUGCUUAGAUUAUUAUAAACAUUACCCCGCCUACAAGUCAGGAGGCAUGCCGUCGGUACCUUCUUCGCCCACGUCUUCAACUGCGUCCACUUGCCACUCCUCGUUUAGCGCAAAUUUUCUGAAGACGAAAUCCUCCACCGACCUACUACUACUCAAUUCCUCUACGAUCGCUUUGACCACGGCGGCAAAUUGCAAGUUAACAGCGACAACAACUAAAUUGUGUGCAAGCAGCCCUGCGUCGGUGGCGACUUUGAAUGCCGAGGAAAUAAGCUAUAAAUGUUGUAUUUGCGAUAAGGUGUUCGGCUGCUCACAAACAUUGCAGUUUACAACUCAAAUUCUGUUUCAGGCACACGAAAAGACCCACAAGUCGCCACGCUACGAAUGUACCGACUGCGGCAAAGGUUUCUCUCAGCUGCGCAACUACAAAUAUCAUCUCUCCGUGCACCGCGGCACCAAAGAAUUCGCCGCUGAAUGUCCGGAAUGCGGCAAAACAUUCAACGACAAGGGUUAUCUCAGCAGUCACAUGAAGAUCCAUCGCAACAAAAAGGAGUACGAAUGCCCCUAUUGCCCCAAAUCGUUCAACCAGCGCGUGGCAUUCAAUAUGCACGUACGCAUACACACGGGAGUUAAGCCGCACAAGUGCGCCGAAUGCGGCAAACGCUUUUCGCGAAAAAUGCUACUCAAACAGCACAUGCGCACCCACAGCGGCGAGAAGCCCUACCAGUGCUCCGUGUGCGGUAAAUCUUUCGCAGAUCGUAGCAACAUGACGCUGCAUCAUAGACUUCACUCAGGCAUCAAACCAUUCAACUGUCCCAUUUGUCCGAAGGCAUUCACCAAGAAACAUCACCUUAAGACUCACUUGAACUACCACACUGGCUGCAAGCCGUACAUUUGCCCACAUCCCAACUGCAAUCAGGCCUUCACUCAGUCCAGCAACAUGCGCACGCAUGCCAAGAAAUGCCAAUAUCGUCCACUGCAAUUACCCUAUCCGGUUGCGUCGUCAACAAGUAACGCAUCAAAUGCAGUCUCAUCAGCCGCAAUGGCAUUGCCUUCCACCAGUGCGGCAUCAUUAACACCAAUUGUGUCACGUCUCAGCAUACCGCCAAUCGUUACUGGAACUGGAACAAGUAGUGCAACAACAGCUGCAGCUGCUUUGUCUUCAGCGGCAGCGGCGGCGGCAGCGGCUGCGGCGGUGGCCAACACAACGGCAUCGCCACACAUUCCUAAUUUUUCAACGGCCCUGUCGGCUAGUAUGCGAAUGUUGUCUGCUGUGUCAGCUGCAGGCGUCGCCACACUGCCUAGCGGUACCACAUCCGGCAGCCACAACGUUGCCGCACAGCAACCACUUUUGCCAUUUCCGCCUGCGCAACAACCGUUAAUGGGUACACUACGACCGUUUUAAUUGCAGCGAGGGCAGUUAAUUAAUUUGUUGGUUUGCUUGAAAUGAAG